Molecule: messenger RNA, 1234 nt
Organism: Mirounga angustirostris (Northern elephant seal)
Lineage: Eukaryota; Metazoa; Chordata; Mammalia; Carnivora; Phocidae
Gene: KLK1
Product: kallikrein 1
Exons: 5
Coding region: 1-786 (261 amino acids)
Biological process (GO): zymogen activation; regulation of systemic arterial blood pressure
Cellular component (GO): secretory granule
Molecular function (GO): serine-type endopeptidase activity
Source: RefSeq, a predicted model, not a curated record
AUGUGGUUCCUGGUUCUGUGCUUUGCCCUGUCCCUGGCAGGGACUGGAGCCGCGCCCCCCAUCCAGUCCCGGAUCAUAGGAGGCUGGGACUGUGAGCAGAAUUCCCAACCCUGGCAGGCAGCUCUGUACCAUUACAGCAAGUUCCAGUGUGGGGGUGUCCUGGUGAACCCACAGUGGGUGCUCACAGCUGCCCACUGCAUAAACGACAAUUACCAGCUCUGGCUGGGUCGCCACAACCUGUUCGAGCAUGAAGACACAGCCCAGUUUGUCCAGGUCAGUCAUAGCUUCCCACACCCUGAAUUCAAGCUGAACCUCCUAAAGAACCAUACCCAGCUCCCCGGAGAGGACUAUAGCCAUGACCUCAUGCUGCUGCGCCUGGCAGAGCCCGCCCAGAUUACAGAUGCUGUGAGGGUCCUGGACCUGCCCACCCAGGAACCCCAGCUGGGGAGCACCUGCUAUGCCUCUGGCUGGGGCAGCAUUGAACCAGAUAAGUUCAUAUACCCAGACGAUCUCCAGUGUGUGGACCUCAAACUCCUCUCCAAUGAUGUAUGUGCCAAAGCCCACUCCCAGAAGGUGACAGAGUUCAUGCUGUGUGCUGGACACUUGGAGGGCGGCAAGGACACCUGUGCGGGUGACUCGGGGGGCCCACUGAUCUGCGAUGGUGUGCUUCACGGAAUCACGUCCUGGGGCCACAUCCCAUGUGGCAGCCCCAGUGUGCCCGCGGUCUACACCAAAGUGAUCUCGCACCUGGAGUGGAUCAAGGAGACCAUGACAGCCAAUUCCUGAAUGCCCCCACCAUGUUCUCUACCCCAGUAAAAUCGAAUACGCAUCCAAUUCGCAUCACAUUUCGUGUCCUCUGGCCCUCCAGACGCCGGGAACCUGGAAGCUGGGGAUCCACCCAGCCCAGUCUAGAAUCCUCUACCGCCCUCCCAGGCUCGCGGCAGGAGGCGUGCGCGAAUGAGCUAGGGAAAAGGAAGGAGCAGAAACAGGUGUAGACAAACUGGCAGAGAGAAGCUCAGACCCCCACGGGCAAGCAAGGCAGGCACUCGAUACCGGUUCACGCAUUUGGACCCGACCCUGCUCUAGGGGAAGAGGACGCAAGGGAGGGUCGGACUUAAAGGUUGUGAGGCGCCCACGUUUUAUUGUGUCGGAAACGUCAGUAAGGGGGGGCGGGUAGGAAAUGUUAUCACAAGCCACGCCUUUCGGGGGAGAGGCUGGUUCCCCAGCACCGCGU